AUGUCGAAAAUACCGAAACAUAUAUCGGUGAAGACACAGGAGAAAAAUAAUUAUUUCUACGAAAAUGAGAUAUUACCGGACUUCCAAGCUCGUUGGGGAGCUACGUUGAAACAAAGGAAAUCCGUAUUCGGACAUUAUCCAAAUCAUAUCGGCAUGCCAAUUAUCAGUGCGAAAUCGAACGCAGGAAAAUAUUUUGUAGAAUUCGCGAGUUCUUCGUCUGUACAUGGCUUAAAUCAUCUGGUAGCACCAAAUAGACACCCCGUUGAGACAUUUCUCACCGUCUUCUGCAUCCUUGGAGCUCUAUUGUGCCUGAUCUUCUUGUCGUUUCUACUCUGGGAUCGUUACCAGAAUAACGCUACGGUUAUCGUGGUAGAUACUGAUCGAGACCAAUUUGUAACAUUGAAACCAGCGCUGUUUAUUUGCCCGGUACCAAGCGUGGAGCUAAAGAAGAUUCCACAUGUAUUCAAAAAACACGGUAUUAAACACACAUCAGAGGCGGAACAGUUCUUCAUCUUCCUUGGCAACAUCACUUAUGAAAAUAUGAUGAAUACACCCAUCUUCGACGAAGUUCCAGCGAACAAGUGGCUAGAAAUACUUUACGACUUGAAGAAAGAUAUUUCUCCGAAUAUUCUGAAAGAGAACGACCCUUAUGAAACGUGGGUAAUGACAGAAAGAGGUGCGUGCUUAACAACGAGGAGCGUCUUCGCAGUCUAUGCUACUUUAAACUACUGGAAGAACGACAACUGGACCAUUAUUCCUAUACCAGACAAAUUACCAUUGUACGAUUACAACAUCGAUGGCAUACAAGAAAAUUUCGCCGUUGAGCAUAUGGCUUUGGUACGAAUCGCCGCAUGCGAUCCUUUUGAGCUGAUAAUAUACGACACUCCAAUGAGAUGGGUAAAACCAAAGAUGCUGCAACGUGCCAUCAUGUCGAUAACUCAGAUGAAUAUGAAGCCAAACGUUAAAGAGCUUCGUGCUCAUCAAAGAAAUUGCAAAGUUUACAACGACGGUGGUUUAAAAACGUGGCCAGUGUAUACGAGAAAUAUGUGCACCACCGAAUGUAGGAUGAAAGUAAUACAGGAUAAAUGCAAUUGUCGUCCGCAUUUUGCCAGGCCCAUUGAGGGUGUAGACACUUGUAAUUCCACGCAACUUCGAUGUAUCGGAAAAGCAACGCAGAGCCUUUUUCUGUUCCAAUAUCCACCUCUUUCUUGCGAAUGCGCCCCAAGAUGCAAUAUCUUUACCUAUCAAAUCAGAGAUAGUGAAAACACCGAACUAGAUGAUACACCGAUAAAUAUGUCUGUUAUGACUUUAAUCGUCGAGCUUCCGCAAAUUAUCUAUCAUCGAGCAUUGUUGUACGGGUUUCACGAUUUUCUAACUGGUGUUGGAGGAGCGGCGGGAUUGUUUCUGGGAGCCAGUGUACUAUCCUUCGUUGAAAUAUUCUAUUAUGGCACCAUACAUUUGUACUUCUACGUGAAACGAAUGAAACAGAGACGCAAGAAAAUGGCAAUCAGUAUAUCUAACUAAGAACA
This is a messenger RNA of Bombus pyrosoma, 1529 nucleotides long. RefSeq names its product pickpocket protein 19-like. Gene Ontology annotation, cellular component: membrane. The transcript is spliced from 8 exons. The record is from RefSeq and is a predicted model, not a curated record. The coding region runs from base 1 to 1524 and encodes 507 amino acids. Gene Ontology annotation, biological process: sodium ion transmembrane transport. Gene Ontology annotation, molecular function: ligand-gated sodium channel activity. Lineage: Eukaryota; Metazoa; Arthropoda; Insecta; Hymenoptera; Apidae.